Messenger RNA from Paramecium primaurelia, 1248 nucleotides. Lineage: Eukaryota; Ciliophora; Oligohymenophorea; Peniculida; Parameciidae. The record is from the annotation of a GenBank genome assembly.
AUGAAUUAUUUCAAGUCAAUUUUCUAAAAAAAAAAAAGUCAAAACGUAAUCCAUUAAAGUCUUUCUGAAAAGUCUACAAUAUAUGAUUAAAAUUCCUAAACAGUCCAUCUAGAUGAUAUUAAGGCAAUAAUUAAAUGUUAAUAAAAAAGAAAAGAACUAUUUUUUAGACCAACUAAAACACUUUUAGAAUAAUUAAAAGUGUUAUAUACUUUACAUAUGAUGAUUAUAUCUGAAUAAAUAAAUGAUGAAAAUGAAUUAGUUGAAUGUUUUUCAUAAGGAAAGGUAAUAUGUUAAUUCAAUAAAAGAUUGUUUGCUAAUAAAAUAAUAAUUAAAGAUGUAUCUAGACUUCUUUUAUCAACAACACAAUUGGAGGAUAAUCAAAUCUUAAUUCAAAUGAUGUUUAAAUGAAUUUUUCUGAAGUAUCAAAAUAUCAAAAUCUUAUAAAAGUAUCCUAUUAGAUUUAAUACUGUGGAAAUCGAAUUUGCUCAAUAAUAUUAUUCAUAUUUAUAAAGAGUAGCUAAUAAUUUGGAUAUCUAUUAUUCAUCUUAAAAAAUGUAAUAUCCAUACAUAGAAGAAUCAUAGAGUAGGAAGAUAAAAUUUUUAUGGCUUUUCAAAUUAAUGAAUAUGAUUAACUUUAAAUUAUCCAUGAUUCCCAUGAUUUAAAAGAUAAUAUUUUAAGAAACAGAUUUCACUGUAAAUAAUUUAAUUAUAAAUAGUAAAUAACAAAAGAGAUUACUAUUUUAGUUUAUAAAGAUUGUAUAUAUGAAUAUUUAUUUAUAAAAAAGGAGAUUGAAGAAUAAUUGGAAUAGUAUUAACAACAUAAUGUUAAAGAUAGUAAUUAAAAUUAAUUAAUUAUUAGCAAUUAGUUUAUAUGAAUUAUAUAUUCAAACAAAAUAAAUCACAAAUUCUCUAAAAUUAUUCCAUAACAUAAGAAAUCACUUUCUAAAAUAUGAAAGGAUUGAAAAGUUCAGUUGGCUUUAAGUAGAGAAGCAAUAAGAAAAAGAUAUUGAAUUAUAUGUUUAAAGAAUUAAAUUAAUAAAUUCCACUUAGUUUAAAAACACUUUAAAAGUUCCCUCUUAAAAAGAUAUUUAUGAUGAUUUAUAAUAAAAAAUGACAUAACCAAAACAAAAAAAAGUAAUUUACUAAUAUAAAAAGGAAUAACGUAUUCUUGAUAAUCUGUCUCCUAAGAUAGAAAAUAAGAAAUAAUAAUCAAAGUAGAAUAGUCAUAGAAUAAUAUUAUAAUCCUGA